UUCUCACUUUCCCUUCUUUUUUCAAGAACCCCCAUCAUGAUGUUGGGGCCGCUCAAGGCUGCGCCCCGGCAGCCUAUCAACACAUUACCCAAAGAGGAUAAAGUGGCUCUCGCGUCCGCCCGCGCGUUCCCAGCAGCUUCGUUUUCCUUCCAUCGCCCUUGAUACUCGCCACCACUCCCGAUCAUGCUUCAGUCUGGUCCUUCUGUGUCUUGAUCCGUGAAGCCCAGUUGAUCAGUCACGAUCCGAUCGUCCCCGUGAGUCUCUGCCACCAUGCAUCACUCUCAGCUGGCCCCGCUGCCGAAUGACUUGCCGUUUCGAAUCGUUUCCAAAACAAUCGGCCAGGGCGCCUAUGCUUGUAUCAAGAAAGCAGUUCCAUCCUACACAGACAAUCCCGUCUUCGCAGUCAAGUUCAUCCAUAAAGAAUACGCCGCGCGUCAUGGCAAGGUCAGCCCGCGACAGCUCCAGAUGGAGGCAACGGUUCACAAACAUAUCGGGGAUCAUAACAACAUAAUAUCCUUUUUCCAAACUGGCGAGGAUGAUGUCUGGCGUUGGAUCGCAAUGGAGCUGGCUGAGGGCGGCGAUUUAUUCGACAAGAUCGAGGCCGAUGAGGGCGUCGGCGAGGACAUCGCGCACGUGUACUUCUCGCAGCUCAUCAGUGCCGUGGGCUACAUGCAUUCCAAGGGGGUGGGGCAUCGGGACAUCAAGCCGGAGAACAUGUUGUUGACGGCCGACGGGAAUCUGAAGAUUGCAGAUUUCGGGCUCGCAACCUUGUUUGAGUACAAGGGCGUGACCAAGUUAUCUACGACUUUUUGUGGGAGUCCGCCCUAUAUUGCACCCGAGGUGAUCCACUGCAGUAGCAAGAAUACGAUAAAAGGCACAGGCUACCGACCAGACCUGGUGGACAUCUGGUCCUGUGGGAUUGUCCUCUUUGUCCUCUUGGCGGGCAACACGCCGUGGGAUAGCCCGACAGAGACCAGUUACGAAUUCCAGGAAUACCUUGCGACCAAUGGACGUACAUCCGAUGAGCUUUGGCAGCAGUUGCCCCCAGCGACUCUCUCGCUACUGCGUGGCAUGCUGAAUAUUGACCCGACCAACCGGUUCUCCUUGGAGGAUGUGCGGAGACAUCCCUGGUAUACUCGACCAAACAGAUAUCUGUCUCGAAAUGGCACACUACGGGACCCGAUCAACUUGGCUACAACCAUGUUCGAGUCGCUACAUAUCGAUUUCUCCCAAGAUCCUUUCGCUCAACCCCACGGGGGUAGUUUUGGUGGGGGCCGGAUGGACAUUGACGUGGGCGACAACAUUGACGCGGAGCAAAGAAUAUCUUCCACACAACCGGAGAUGCCGCGGCCUGACAUGCUGGUCGAUUGGGAUACGCCCCGAUUGGUAGAUGUCUUUUCGUCAACACAACCGCUGGGCCGGCCAUUCUCCGACACGUCAGCGCUCGACCAGCUGGAGGACGAGCCGUCCAUGUCACAAUUUUCGCCUCAUCCGUCCGUGCCGCUCAGUCGGACCCAGAGGGCUCAGCGGUUCCAUGAUAUUGUGCCUUCCCGCCCUAUGACCCGAUUCUUCUCCACGUGGGAGCUCAAGAUUUUGGUCCCCCUCCUCUGCGAGGCGCUGCAUCGUCUGGGUGUCCCCGUUCCUGCGGUUCCCGCCGUUUCCGCAGGAGACACUGCCGCGACGCUUCGGAUCGUUACCCGGGAUGGAAGGAUGUGCGCUCUACAGGGCAAAGUUCUGAUCGAGUGCGUGUCCGAGGGUCUUUUUGAGAUAGAAUUCAUGAAAGUGAAGGGCGAUCCGCUGGAAUGGCGGCGAUUCUUCAAGAAGGUGGCCGUUCUCUGUAAGGAUGCCGUCUACAAGCCCGACAGCUAGGACAGGGUUAGAGACGAGCUUGACCUCUUGGCCAGGCAUCCGUGAUUUGCAGUUUGCUUCAUGUCACGUCUGACGGUUCAUGUACGAGUAAUGUUAUUUAAUGAUUGGGUCUGGAAUGGGCAGGAAAGGGCAACGGGUUAGUUGGGUAUUAUGCUCUGACCAAUUGCUGGGGUUAAUUCUGGCUAAAAUUAAUACCAUGAGAAUGGAAG
Messenger RNA from Aspergillus ibericus CBS 121593, 2078 nucleotides. RefSeq names its product putative serine/threonine protein kinase. Gene Ontology annotation, cellular component: site of double-strand break; nucleus; cytoplasm. The transcript is spliced from 2 exons. The record is from RefSeq and is a predicted model, not a curated record. The coding region runs from base 271 to 1869 and encodes 532 amino acids. Gene Ontology annotation, biological process: protein phosphorylation; mitotic G2 DNA damage checkpoint signaling. Gene Ontology annotation, molecular function: protein kinase activity; ATP binding. Lineage: Eukaryota; Fungi; Ascomycota; Eurotiomycetes; Eurotiales; Aspergillaceae.